AUGCAUGCUCUGAGAGAGUUUCUGCUGAUCCACGCUCUGACAUGCCUUAUGCAACAUGGUAAGAUUUCCAAAUCAGGUUCUUCAGAAUAUGUAAAAAAUGUAUUUCUCCUUAUUUUUAUUUAUUUCUUUUCAGCACUGGGGAGUGAAAUCAUAAAAGGUAAAAUUGCUAAGGAAAAGGCCAUGCAGUAUAUGGCAUCAGUACAAAACAACAAUUUGCAUAAAUGUGGCGGGUUCCUUGUCAGUGAAGACUUUGUGAUGACUGCUGCGCACUGUGCCGAUAAGAAUCCUACAAGUGUUGUUCUGGGCACCCACAAUCUGAAAAAGGUUGAUAAGAAAAUGAGAUAUGGAAUACAAAAGAUGUGCAAACACCCUUCUUUUAAGAGCGGUUCAUUCGCGAAUGACAUCAUGCUCCUCAAACUCUCUAGGAAAGUUCGCCUGGGUAACGAAAAAACAAUUAAACGAAUUCAACUUCCAAUUCAAAAAAUAAACCUGAAGGAAAACAAGAUGUGCAGCGUAGCUGGAUGGGGGGCCACAGAAACUAAAGGUAAAAAUUCUAAUGAGCUGCAAGUGGUCAGUGUUCCCAUCAUUAACAAGAAGAAGUGUCAGAAGCUGUGGGGUAACAGAACUCCGAAAAAUGUUAUUUGUGCUGGUGGAUACAACACAAAGAAUGGAAUCUGUCAGGGUGAUUCUGGUGGCCCUCUCGUAUGCAACAAGUUGCCCCUUGGUAUCGCUUCCUUUAACAACAACAACAGUUGUAAUUAUCCGAACAUCCCCAACGUCUAUACAGAUGUAUCAAAAUUUCUUCCUUGGAUCAAAGAUAUUCUCAAGAAAAAGAAAUGCAAAGUGUAACAAAUAUUUUCAGCUGUAUCAUGGAUGUAUUAUAAUCAUUCAGUUUCUAAAAUUACAGGGCCAUUAAAAAAACUGUUGGUGACUUUUUAUCCAUGACAAGCUUCCAACUAGAACAUCAGCGACAUAGUAGCCUUUCAGCUCACAAUCCAUCACAGUUUGCAGGUUACUGUAAUGUGUGACAUACAGUAAGAAAGUGAAAGAAAUUUUUCUUGUCAUUUGCUAGAUGAAUUGCCCAAACUAACGAGAAUUAAAAUGCACUGAGAAAUACAAAAGGCUUGUAAACAGUCAUAUCCAGGACAAAUGAAUCUCAUCUCACUAAAAUCUGACCAAUAAUAUGGGAGGAGGAUUCUUGUGAACUGUGGACAGGCGGAUGGACGUUUCACCAU
Archocentrus centrarchus (flier cichlid) is the source of this 1235-nucleotide messenger RNA. Its product is annotated as granzyme B-like. Lineage: Eukaryota; Metazoa; Chordata; Actinopteri; Cichliformes; Cichlidae. The record is from RefSeq and is a predicted model, not a curated record. The transcript is spliced from 4 exons. Gene Ontology annotation, biological process: proteolysis. Bases 1 to 849 code for a protein of 282 amino acids. Gene Ontology annotation, molecular function: serine-type endopeptidase activity.